AUGUCCGACGAAGUCUCCCAAUUUCUCGAGCAGGUCGAGCGCCUGCGCGGUCAACAGAUCGAAGAAGACGAUGUGAGAGCUCGUGAGCUUGAAGAUUACUUGGCUGCAAAGCGAGAAAGACAAGCCCGUCGUGAAGAACGUGCCAGAUCCAUCUCACCACAAAAGUCAUCCCCAGCGAAUACUCCCUCACCACGCUCGAGUCGCCGCAGCAUACAUCUCUCCGAGGCAUUGAGGCUCGACUCUCCUGGGCCAUCAAGAGACGGCAGUGCUUCGCAGUCAGGCUCACCCGAAGCGAAGCCUGACGCUACAAUGGACUUCAGCUCCUCCCCUACCAAGGAGAACGAAUCUCCUCUUGAUGUUGACACCAAGUCUGCGACUACACCACCCACACGCUACUCUGCACUGUCGUGGCAGCGUCGGCCUAACUCGCGCGGCGGCCCUACCCGCCCGUUGAGCAUGCUCGCGACUCAGAAUGCGACCCAACGGUCGUUCAUCGGGUCGCAGGAUCCUCCUGCUCCCGCUCCUGUGUCCGCCACCGAGCAGACCUUCUCCAAAGACCAAAUUGCCCAGUCUCUUGGGUCCAAGGACCCCUCAUGGUUCCGCCAAACUGCUGACCGAGGGGCUAACUCAGCUGCUUACCGGAAGAACCACGUCGAAGACACUGAUCGUUUAGAUAUGGCCACUGUCAAAGCGCAACUACCGGGCAUGUCAGCUGAAGAGCCAAAGUCAAGCCCACCUGUUGAGGAACCUGCCACACCUACUAAGAUGAGGUUGGCAACGCCCCCAACGCUCAACCCUCCAGGUUUUGAUGCUGGUGACGACAAGCCUCUGGGAGAUCGGCUCCCAUCUCCUGGCCGUAUGUCUCCUACCCGGUCCAAUUCGCGAUCCAAUUCGCCUACAAAGGGAAUGGGAGGCUUUGUGCAGAGCGCUAUGAUGAAGAGAUCCGACAGCGUUAAACGAUGGAGCGUUACGGGUCCUCCUGGCUUAACCCGUGCCAACUCUAUUCAAUCGAACCAGGGUGGCGGAUUAUCUGUAAAUCCCCGACCUCAGAGCAUGGCGCAGCCUGGAUCAACCACACCAGGCUCCAGCCGACCAACAUCGCGACAUGGAGAAUCUGACAAUGAGGUUACGCCAAAGGCCCCUACGAUAGAUACCACUAUAGAAGCAGUCGCCGUUCCCUCGAGCCCUUCCAAGACUAUGGACCCUCGGAGAUGGAGUCCAACGAAGUCAAGCUGGCUUGAAAGCGCCUUGAAUAAGCCCCCCGAAUCGCCAAAGUCUCAUCAUAAGUCUAGCCAAUCGCAACCAGCUUGGUUGGCAGAGCUGAACAAGAACAAGGGGGGCGUUCCUGGAACUGAAGGAACGCGGCCUCGCCCAGGGUCCAUCUCUCACAAGCAUCAAGUUAGUAUCGGAGGACUUAUGAGGUCUACUCCCAUGGGAACUGCUACCAAGACAAACACAACUGGCCUUGGCGGUAUUUACUCCCCUCCCCCAGGUGGGAACCGACCUUUCAGUAGCCACGGCGCCAACUUCAGCAUUUCCAAGAGUGCCCCUAAACUCGAGUCCGGAUCUCCUACCGAGGACAAGAUGGCCCAAUCUGACUCCGAGCCUGUGCCAGAUCCCGAGCUUACAGAAGAAGAGAAGAAGACAUCGGAGCCUGCCAAGGAUGAGGAGCUUGUGAGCCCCAGAGAAGUAAAGCCCUUCGCGCCUGUGCCCAAGCCUAAGCCAGAGACACCUCCCAAGAAGGAUUUCCGCAGUAGCUUGAGACAUCGACCAACCGGCUCCGAUGCGCCAAAGACCCAGGAGCCCGAGUUCAAGAACGUUUUCGGUACUCUCCGCAGGACCAAGACUUCGAACUAUGUACCCCCUGAUGAACUGAAGGAUAACAUUCUUAAGGGCAAGGCUUCCCUUAACCAGACAGGCGGACCGAAGAAAGCUGAGAGAGUCGAUGACUUUAAGGAGGCUAUCCUAAAGAAGAAGGAUGACUUUAAGAAAGCUCAAGCCGAUGGUAAAGGCAUCUCGAGGGGCAACACUCCCACAAACGAUUCGCCGCUGCCAGAAGGACUUGCAAAAAGAGCCGAGAUGGCUAGAAGAAAGUCUGUGGCUGAAAUAAAGUCAGCACCUGCACCGAGUAAGCCAGAUACGCCCAAGCCGACACCAGGUCCCAAAAGGAUACCCAGCCAGACCCCUUCUUCGCCCAAGCCCGUUCCUAAAUCCGCCCCAGAACCCGCUGACGAGGGUCUAAAGCGAGCAGUUACCGAAUCUAAUACGAAACCGGAGGAGCCGCGAGCCAUGCCAGUCUUGCACAAGGAGACAAGCUCACCUGCUAGAUUGCAAGGACGUGUGGGAGGUAAGCUCGCUGGGCGGUUCAACCCAGCCCUCGCCGGCAUGCUCGCACGAGGACCCCCUCCUAUGGCUUCCAACGGAGGGAAGACCCCUGAAGAAUCCGAUUCCCACAAGCCUACCAGCACAACAGUUACAGAACCUUCCACUCCUGGGCCGCAACUGACACAUAUGACUAAGGGUCGAGCACGAGGUCCCAGGAGAAAGGUGCCAACCAGUGCGGCAGCCCCAGCCGUCGCUGCAUCUCCAGCAGCCGAACCAAAACCUGUACAAGACAAGCCCAGGCCUUCCACACCGAAAGCUGCUCAACCAGUUGAAAAGAAGCCAGUGGAACCAACACCCCCUGCCGAGAAGGUUGAGGAGUCAAACCCUCCCCUUUCCGUUCAGCAGCAAGUCGCUGCCAAGGCUGCCAUCCGGGGAAAACCUACGCCAACAAAGCCUACAUCUACAGAGCCUCAAGAUAGCGAGCCGCGACGCUUCCAAACCCGCGACGAGCGAACAUCUUCGUUUCCUCUUAAGCAGUCUGGUAACACCGAAUUCGCUCCAACUGAUUAUCCCUCUCCACUGAGGAUCCAAAAGACUGGUGAUGCCGCUUCACAACCUAGCUCACCUAAGAAGCUUGACAAUAACCGCAUGUCCCGAUUUCUCGAUUUCGCAUCAUCAAAUGGUACGACGUCAGAGCCGGCCAAACAGCCUAUGCGGUUGACACAUCAACGAACUGGCUCUCGAUCUCCAGUCAAGAUGUUCCAGCGCUCGCUACCAGAGCCGGAACCAUCUUCUCCAACCAAGGUUGACAGCGACCCUGUUGUAUCUGUGAAGAACGCAACAGCGAUGUUCGGCGGCGGCGCCCAACAGCCACCUUUGGCCGCAAAGCCCUCAUGGGAUCCAUCAGCGCCUGCAGUUGUGAAAACACCGCCAAGAGCAUCCUCUCGUCCCCUGCCUGAGCCCGUCCGCUCUUCUCCAUUGCAAGUCAACAAGACCCCUUCCCGAGUGGCGGCGCGGCCAUUGCCCACGCCUCCUUCCAAGGAGCCUCAGACUCCCAAAGCACCGCAGACCCCUAAAUCACCGCAUACCCCCAAUGAACCACAGACUCCCAAGACUCAACAAACAUCAUCGGCAGUACCACCAAAAACCCCAAGCCAGGGCAACGGCAACGAUGUAGCCAGUCUGUUGACCGACUUCUUUGGGCCUAAACCUGCAAGAGCCGAGUACAAGGUGGAUGCUGCAGAGCUUCUUAUGAACCGCCCUCCCACAGGCCCCCUGAAGAUUCAAAGUCUCAGCUUUCAGGUGUUCCAAAUUUCGGCAGAGGGUAAGAAGACAGGUGUGGCGUCUCACUACGAACGGGUUCUGUUUGAGCGGGAAAUGUACAUCGCCCCGCACAGUUUCACGAAUGAGGCCGGAUGGAAGCGUUUAGAAUUCUACUUCUGGGUUGGCGAUCAAGUGACAGAGUCCGCAGCCGAUGAUGCCCUUCUCUUCGUUCAGAAGGAAGCCAAGGCAUUAGGUGGCAAAGUAAUCAAGAUGGAGCAGGGUAAAGAAACAACUGAAUUCCUACAAGCCUUUGGUGGUGUGGUAUUGAUAAGAAGAGGCUCAAGCAAUAAGUACGACUCAAUAGCACCCAACAUGCUCUGCGGCCGGCGUUAUCAGGGUCAGGUCGCUUUCGAUGAGUGCGACUUCAACCCAUCCAGCCUUUGCUCAGGAUUCGUCUACAUCAUCACCAGUCAGGGUAAGGCCUACAUCUGGAAGGGACGAGGCUGCGAUGUGACAGAGCUGAGUGCUGCCAAGCUUGUCGCUAUUGAGCUCACUCUUACUGGAGAGCUGGUCGAGGUCGAUGAUGGCCAUGAGUCUGCGUCGUUCUGGUCACUCUUUGAAGGAGGAUCAAAGCCCCAUUCGGCUGACCAUUGGAGACUCAAGCCCAACUAUGCCAAGUACUGCAGCAGACUCUUCUGCUCAGACGCGGAGACCCGGCAGCAGGUCUCUGAGAUCGCCCCUUUCAACCAGCACGAUCUCUCCCCUGAGCAUAUCUACGUUCUAGACGCUUUCUUCGAGAUGUACAUCAUUGUUGGCGCCCGCGCUCAAUCCCAAUAUGCGUCUUUCCGAAACGCCCUCGAUUUUGCUCAAGAAUAUGCUAUUCUUGCAGCAGGCAUGGAGGACCGUCCCUUUGUGCCCAUAUCCACUGUUGUGCUUGAGGGUAUCCCUCGGGAUUUGAAGCGCGUCUUCCGUUUCUGGCGAGAUGAUCUGAGUCCUACAGCCACCAACAGCAACUCUACCGGUCUAAAGAGAGGUCGAAGUCUAAGGGUAGUGUCAUUAACGCAAGCACUACAAGCGCUUAGAGAGUAA
Fusarium sp. VM40 is the source of this 4677-nucleotide messenger RNA. Lineage: Eukaryota; Fungi; Ascomycota; Sordariomycetes; Hypocreales; Nectriaceae. The record is from the annotation of a GenBank genome assembly.